This is a messenger RNA of Oryzias melastigma (Indian medaka), 4288 nucleotides long. RefSeq names its product protein-O-mannosyltransferase 2 (gene pomt2). NCBI's taxonomy places the organism in Eukaryota, Metazoa, Chordata, Actinopteri, Beloniformes, Adrianichthyidae. Gene Ontology annotation, molecular function: dolichyl-phosphate-mannose-protein mannosyltransferase activity. The record is from RefSeq and is a predicted model, not a curated record. Gene Ontology annotation, biological process: protein O-linked glycosylation via mannose. Gene Ontology annotation, cellular component: endoplasmic reticulum; membrane.
GAUUUUACUUUUAAACAAACUAAUACCGUAGUCGUAAAACGGUACCGUCCUGAGACGAUAAGACUACAAGGGAUCACACCGGACGACAAUACCCUCUGGUGGACAUAUUGCUUGAACUACACAUAUUGAAGCGACUUGUUUUGCUUGCACAAGCUGAAUUUCCUCUCUGUUGUCCACGUUCGAAAAUGAAAGAUUAAGGAUCCAUACUCUUAAGAGUGGGAGAGAGGGUAUAGAAGGGGGAGAAACUUUCCAUGUGUUCCUGUGUGAGUGAAUGCAGGGAGCGGAUACGAACAACCAUUUAGCAGUUUCUUUAGAAAGAGACUGUCGAUUUUGAUCGACAAAACGGGCUAAAAAAAUAUACAAAUGCAGGAGAAAGAAAGGACGUUUUAGAGCGCGUUUUGUAAACAUGCUAGUUUAAGAAUAUUUUUUGGAGAAUGGUGGGAAUUUGAGUAUUCUGCAGCACCGCGUUCACGCUUCUAGGCUUGGUUCUGCUCGUUUUGAUGCCAGAUUUACUACAAAGGGCGGAGUGGUUUAUGGAUAGAGAUAUUAAAUUUUUCUAUCACAAUUUUUUGUGUCAGAACAAAAGUUAUCGUGUCACAAGUUGUUGAAAAAACGGCUGUGUGUGUUGAUGUGCUCACUAAGUAAAUAGAAUUGAAUGCUCCGCAAAGCUGUUUUAAUACCUGCACGAGCCGGUGUAGUAAACGAACGAACCCACAGCUUCAACGCAUACACCUCCCAGAAAGCAGCGGGCCUCCUUCAUGUUUUUUUCCCUGCUGCUCGGUGGGACAUGGAGCUGUAAAUGUAAAUUUCCGAAAGAUGGGGGUACGUUGGGCCAAAGGAGGACAUUAUCUGGGAUUUUGUGGAAACUUAUCACAUGAUAAUGGAGCAGAAUUAUUGGAAUACAUGUAGUUUUGUUGAUAAAGUGACCGGUGGUUGUAUAAUGAAAGCAAAGUGGGAGAGUUGUGUUACUCUGUGUAUAAUCUGAGUUUCACUUCGACAUAUUUUCUUUAAAUUCGCUUAAAAACCCAUUAAAGAGGCGCUUUGAUAGUGCAACCUUUGCUAUACUUUGCAUUAAUGCUUUUAUAGGCCAUCUUUUAGUUUGUGUGUGUGUGUGUGUGUGCCUUUUUUGCACACAUUGAAAUUUAUAAUGGAUGAAGAGUGUUGCCCAUCCAACAGUAAAAUAAAGGAAUUUUCAACUCUACGAAACAGGAAAAUCUGUGACUCAAAAGCACCACCAAUCCAGGUUAUAUCAAAAGUCAAAAAUGUCCAACCUGCAGACAUGUCAAAAGAUGGCACACAGCUUCCAUCACCUCCAAAUACAAUCACCUAUCAACCAAGAAACAAAGCGCUUUUUUUUCUCGUCGUGGGGUUAUCAUUCUCUACACGCUUCUACAAGUUAGCAGAGCCUCAGCGCUGGGCUCCUGCCUUCCUAUCUUUACCUUCCUCAUCGUGCUGGAGCUGUCUCAGUCUCAAAGUGCUGCUCUGAUCACGGCCAGCCUGCUCAUAUUUGACACGGGCUGCAUCACUAUCUCUCAGUACAUCCUGUUAGACCCAAUACUGAUGUUCUUCAUCACGGCGGCUGUACUGAGUAUGGUCAAGUUCAACCAGCAGAGUUACAGGCCUUUCACUGCCCCGUGGUGGGUGUGGCUGGUACUGUGUGGUGUAAGCCUCUCUGGGGCUGUUGGGGUAAAGUUCGUAGGCCUGUUUAUCAUCUUCCUAGUGGGCCUGAACACAAUUUCAGACCUUUCUCUUCUUUUGGGAGACCUGAAUCUGUCUCUGAUGGACGUUUCAAAGCACUUCCUGGCUCGGGUGGUUGGGCUCAUCCUCAUUCCUCUCUUCCUCUAUGUUACAAUAUUUGCAGUCCACUUUGUUGUGUUGAACAAAAGCGGGCCUGGUGAUGGUUUCUUCAGCUCUGCCUUCCAGUCCCGUCUAAUUGGAAACAACCUGCACAAUGUGUCCAUUCCCGAGUAUCUGGCGUACGGCUCAACCAUCACAGCAAAAAACCUUCGUAUUGCUGGCGGUUACCUUCACUCCCACUGGCACCUAUACCCAGAGGGGGUUGGAGCAAAGCAGCAGCAGGUGACUGCCUAUCUCCAUAAGGACAACAACAACUUGUGGCUGGUUCGAAAACCUGAGGAAAACGAUUCUGAGUCCAGGACUCCGGUUCUGGUUCGUCAUGGAGACAUCAUUCGACUGGAGCACAAAGAAACAACUCGUAACCUUCACACCCAUCUUCAUGAAGCUCCUCUCACCAAAAAGCACUUUCAGGUGACCGGCUACGGCACUAACGGAACGGGAGACUCCAACGAUCUAUGGCGGGUGGAGGUAUGUGGAGGCCAGAAGGGAGACCUGGUGAAGGUACUGCGGAGCAAAGUCCGCUUUCUGCACAAAGCCACCGGCUGUGUGCUCUACUCCUCUGGAAAGACUCUUCCGAAAUGGGGGUGGGAACAGGUCGAGGUCACCUGCAGUCCGUACUUGAAGGAGUCUCCAAGCUCACAGUGGAACAUAGAGGAUCAUUUUAAUCCAAAAUUGCCCAAUAUUAGUUUGUCCGUGCUGAAGCCCAACUUCCUGGAAAUUUUGCUGGAGUCCCACAUAGUAAUGAUAAGGGGGAAUAGUGGCUUGAAACCCAAAGACAAUGAAAUGAACUCCAAACCUUGGCACUGGCCUAUCAACUACCAGGGUUUGAGAUUUUCUGGCGUAAAUGAGACAGAAUAUCGAGUUUACCUGCUGGGAAACCCGGUGGUCUGGUGGAUCAAUCUGGUUACUUUAGGGUUGUACGUCAUCAUGGUGGCAGUGGCGUCUGUCGCUAUAAGGCGAGGCUUGUCUUUGAACCAAAACAGUCUCGAGCAUUCACAGGUUCUGAAGAGAGGCGGCGGCCUGCUGCUGCUCGGCUGGCUGCUGCACUACCUCCCCUUCUACACCAUGGGCCGCGUCCUCUACUAUCACCACUACUUCCCCGCCAUGCUCUUCAGCAGCAUGCUGACGGGAGUUACACUGGACAUCCUUUUCAAAAGCUCUGACCUGCUGCUGCAACCUAUUUAUUCUGACCGACUGAAGGUUGCUGGAUGGUUGCUACUUCAAUUCAGCAUCCUUUACAGUUUCUACCUGUUUCAUCCUCUGUCCUACGGCAUGAUGGGUCCUCUUGCUCAUGAGUCAGGGAGUGCAAUGGCGGGCCUGAAGUGGAUGGACUCCUGGGAUUUCUAGUUAUCCUUGUUUGAUGAAGAUGCAGAUGGAUUCUCGUCAUAGACCUUGAGUAUUUGAGCUCUUGAUGGAGUUUGAGUCUAAACAUUUCAUAUGUUGUCUUUCUAUAAGAAAAAUGUGAAUUCAAUUUGAAAAAGCAGAUUGUGCAAUCCAUUAAGGUACACAUGAAUUGUCACCAAGUGGCCUUUAGUGACAAAUUAAAUUCCAUUUGAAAGAGACAAAAGUUUGUUUUUCUUACCAGAAAAUUUUACUUUCCGUAUUUUCAGUUGAGAUUUUCCUGCCUUUUAGUAUUAUAGUUUGACAUUAGUUCUGGGAGGAAUUCUGCUUUUGUGUUUUUUUUAUUUGUUUGUUUAUUUUUCAGUGUGAUCAUAUGCUCAAUAAAUUGUUUUAUUCUUGUAUUCAAUGUCCUGUUGCCUUUUAUAUAAUUUACAAACACAAAACAAGAUGUACCACAAAGUCAAAAAUUAGCAACCUCAAACCUCAAAAUAUAUAUAAUAAUAUUCAUUUAUGGUGUUUUGGGGAAAUGUGUGAUCAAUAUGAACAUAUAAUGUUCAAAAUAAGAAUGAAACAACCUAUAAAUAUUAGACAUUUUAAUGUAUUUGUUUACAUUUUAGCUAAAAGUCCACAUAAAGAUUAGGGGGAAAAUACAUAAAUUCUGAGAAUCACAUCAUGAAGGAAAGGAAGUGCAAGAAAAUAACUCCUAAACAUUAUUGUGGGUGAUAUAUAGUAAUAGAAAAUCCCAUGUUUAACUUACUUUUUUUUUUUUAGUUCAAGAGGAUCCUAAUUGAUACAGAGUGCACUUUGUUUUAAAGGGAACUUAUAUUUCCAGCUGUCAAAAGAUAAAAAAACAUUAAAUAUAGAAAAAUAUAAAAAUUAAAUUAUUAUAAUACUUAAAAACUACAUUUUUAAAUGAAUGGCUAACUGGCCACAAAAACAUAAAUAGAUUGUAUUUUUCUUAACACUGAGGUGAAGCUUUGUAGCCCUCGUUGGGUUUUGGUCGGUAAGAAAUACCUUUAGCGCCCUCUGGCGACGUGAUGACGAAAAGCAUCGCCACACCUCAAAACAGAAAACGUCUCUUGCCAUUGGU